UUUUGAGCCGCAGCCAUUUGCCUACGAGCGCCCUUCAUGCGGUGCCAUGUGGUGCUCGUCCUUGGAGCAGCUCACGCACUGCCGGGAUCAGCGCUGCCACCCCGUCGUGGCCUACGGCAAGGCCAUCUCAGCUCAAAAGCAGAGCGCCGACUGGCAACUGGCAUUGGCCCUGCUCGACGAACUUUCGGUGAAGACAUUGCAAGGCAACGCGGUGGUUUCGGGCGCCACCGCCCACGCGCUUUCCGGCGCGUCCGCUUCGUCCGGCGGUUCGGGCGCUUCCGGCGGCUGGGGCCGACAGCUGGGGCUGCUGACGGAGAUGCGGCAAAGCGGCUUCGAGAGCAGCGUCAUCGCCUGCAGCUCGGUGACCGACUGGCGCCGCUGCGCAGAGCUGCUCGGGGAAGUGAGCCGCGGCACGCUGCGCCUGGACAGCGCCGCCUUCAACGCCUCGCUGCCGAAGGUCCAGUGGCGCAGGGCGCGGCACUACCUUCAAGCCCUGGCUGCGGCAGGCUUGGGAAACCGCACCACGCGCAAUAUUUGCGCUGCAGCGCGGUGGACUGACGCUCUUCUCCUCGCGGAGGACCUGGUGGGCCACAGCAACGCCGUCGCCGGCGCUUCCUGGGCCGUGGCGCAACAACUGCUGGGACACCUCCAGGAGUCGCUGCAGCCUGACCUCAUUGUUUACAACGCCACCAUCUCCGCGUGUGGGCAACAUGCACGUUGGAGAGAGGCUGUGCACUGGUUGCAGUCGCUGCCGCGGCGUAACCUCCGCGCCUCCGACGCCUCGCUGGGCGCUUUCGCCUCGGCGGUGCCCUGGGCCCGGGCGCUGGCGCUGGGGGCGCGGCAGCGGCUGCCGCUGGCGGCGCUGGGGGCAGCGCUCGGGACGUGCGUGAGGAGCGAUAGCUGGGAGCAGGCGCUUUUGAUGCACUCGCAGCUGCGUGAGACAUUGCAAGGGAAUUUGCUGACCUACAACUCUGCUGUGAGCGCCUGUGAAGAGGGCGGCAACUGGGAAUUGGCCUUGGCGCUGAUGGCAGAGAUGCAGGAAGUGGUACUGCGGAUGGAUAUCAUCACCUACAAUUCUGCCAUCAGCGCAGCUGAGAAGUGUGGCAGAUGGCAGGAGGCCGUGGCGCUCUUGUCGGAGCUCCGGGGGAAGGAGCUUCGAGGCGACGUGGUCACCUACAGCAGCGCGAUGAAGGCCUGCGGCCACCGAUGGCAGCUGGCUUUGUCCCUCAUGGCCCGGGAAGAGCUGGCGGAGCCGAACGCCAUCGCCUGCGCGUUGGCGGUGGCUGCCUGUUGUCGCGGGAACCUUCGUGGCGCCUGCCUGCUGCGCCUCGUGCAGCUGCAGCGCCUGGGCACCCGGGUCCAAAGCUCCUACAACAAGGCCAUCACAGCAUGCCGCGGUGAUCAUUGGCAACAUGCCCUGGUAGUCAGGCGGCGAUUGGAGUUCCUCGGGGACAUUGACAUUGUCAGCGACAACGCGGGACUCAGCGUGCUCCGUGCCGCGGGCAAGUGGGUCAUCUCCCUGCAGCUGCUGGCAACGACACAACUCCGCCGCUUAAGCCCCAGCAUCGUGAGCUUCAGCUCCAGCGGCGGGGCCUGGGCCCUGGGCGCCGCGCUGCUCGAGGAGGCGGAGAAGCGCCACCUGCGCCUGGACGCGCGGGCGCUGCAAGGCGGCCGGUGGCAGCAGAUCCUCCAAUCCCUAGACCUGCUGCAGCCCAACAGGUUCUUGUUCAGCGCCGCCAUGGGCUCUGACUGGGGUCGGUCUCUUCUGCUGCUCAGGCGCCUGGAGGAGAGCCACUUGCAGCUUGACGCGGUACCAUACCAAUGUCAAAGCCCCUGGACUACGGCCCUGCAACUCUUUGCCGCAGGGCGUCAGCAAGGCCUGGCCCCCGUGCUUCCACUUCGCUCAGCCGCGAGCGGCUGGCGGUUGCUCCUCUUCCUCGGUGAGCAGGACGCGGCUGCACGGAGCUGUGUGGAGCACGCGCAGUGGCGCGAGGCGUUGCUCCUGAUGGAAAAGCAAGCGCUGCGACCGGAAGUGUGUGUGGAGGUGGUUAUUGCCUGCUGCCAGCUUCAACAGUGGCAGCAGGCCCUGCAUUUGCUGUCCACCAUUGACCGAAGAUCUGCUCUGGUGGCAUACCACGCCUUGGCCAGUUGCUUGCCGACUUCAGACUGGCCUACGGCACUGCAAGUUGUUGCCAGGCUUGGUCCAAGCGCCUUGCAGCAAGAUGUGGUGUCCUACAACACGUUGAUGAACUUGUCAAGUUGGCCAGCAGCAUUGGUGUUUCUGGCAGAGCUGUCAUCCCGUGCGCUGCGGAGCAACCUCAUCACCUGCAACACGCUGAUCACAUCGGACGCACGCCACUGGCCGUACGCGCGCGGUCUCCUCACCCACUUCAAGGCUUCUGGCUUGCAGGCAGAUGUGGUCAGCUACAAUGCGGCCGCCUUCGCAUCACCCUGGCGCCAGGCGUUGUCUCUGCUGCGUGCCACGGCGGCCUCCACUCUGCGCCUCACCGUCGCCAGCUGCAGCACCGCCAUCGCGGCCGCGGACUCCUCCGAAAGCGCGUGGCGCUGGGCGCUCUUGCUGCUGCUGGAGGCCACGCGCCGAGCCCUGGACAGCCUGGUGGCGCAGAACGCUGCCACCGGCAUCGUGGCCAAGGCGUCGUGGCCCUUUGCCUUGGCGCGGCUGGCGCCCAGCGAGGCGUCCUUCGGCGCCAACUUGGGGUGCAGCCACUGGAGCCGCAGCCUGCAGCUGCUGAAGCAGAGCGCGUUUUCGGCCACGCGGCCCAACCUCAUCAUGCACAACGCCGCAGCGGGCGCCUGCGCACGUGCGAAGGGGCGGCAAAGCGGCGCCUGGCGAGCACUGCUGCUGAGCUUGCGGAGUGACCUGACGAAUUUGGUCACGUUCAGCGAGGGCAUUACUGCCUGCAGUCACCAGCUGCGCUGGACACAGGCGGCGGCCCUGCUGUCGCGCUGCUUGUUGCAGGGACUGCUGCCGGACCUCACCAGCCGAAACGAGGUCAUGGCCGCCUGCCGCGGCGCGGGCGCCGCAGCGGCGGCGCUGCGCUGCGGCGCCGGCAAUGCCGUGGGCCACGCCUUGGCGGUGGAGGCCGCCCAGGAGGAAGCCUUCGCCGCCAACGCCGCGAACGCGGCCUGGGCUGCGGCGUGCAUGCAACUGCUGCAGUCCGCCGGCCUCGCGGCGGCGCGGACGGUCCAAAGCAUCCGGUCCAGCCCCAUGGGACAAAGCUAA
Effrenium voratum is the source of this 3244-nucleotide messenger RNA. The record is from the annotation of a GenBank genome assembly. Lineage: Eukaryota; Dinophyceae; Suessiales; Symbiodiniaceae.